This is a messenger RNA of Scedosporium apiospermum, 1938 nucleotides long. RefSeq lists its product as uncharacterized. The transcript is spliced from 7 exons. Bases 1 to 1938 code for a protein of 645 amino acids. NCBI's taxonomy places the organism in Eukaryota, Fungi, Ascomycota, Sordariomycetes, Microascales, Microascaceae. Gene Ontology annotation, molecular function: heme binding; monooxygenase activity; oxidoreductase activity, acting on paired donors, with incorporation or reduction of molecular oxygen. The record is from RefSeq and is a predicted model, not a curated record.
AUGGGUCAGAUGAUGAAGAUCUUCCCCGAGCGGCCCUACAUGCAAGCUAUCCUCACCCACCUCAAGCAUGUCCAUGAUCUCCCUGACAUCUUCUACCUCGACCUCUGGCCCUUCGGCCCCAAAUUCGUCAUCAUCACGAACCCGGAGGCCUCUGCCAUCCCCACAACCAUCCAUGCGUAUCCGCAAGCAACUCUCGUCAAGCAGUACUUCGCCGCCAACGUCGGGUCUACCUUUAUCGAAGCCACUAAUGAUAACAUUUGGAAGAACCUUCACCAAACCCUCGCUCCGGGUUUGACCCCCGCCGCCGUGCGAUCCUACCACGACAUAAUCCUAGACGAGGCUGUAGCGCUUCACGAUCGGUUGCAGGCCAUAUCGGACUCGGAUGAGGUUUGCCAGCACUUUGGCUACGAGUUUGGAAAAUUCCCCUUCGAAGUCGUCGGCAGGAUAUUUCUCGGCAAGAAGGUUGGCACACAAGGCGACAACGUCACGCUAUAUAAUGAGAUGCAGGCCCUCGCCGAAACCAUGUCCGUGCUUGCCGGUGAGCAAAACAUCUUCAGCCAACUACGCGCCAAAUGGGACGAGCGCGUGCACGCGGGGAAUCUGCGAAAGGUACUAGCUGGCUAUGUUGAGUCUCGCUUCGAAGAACUCCGUGAGAAAAAAGUUGUGCCGACCCGGACUACCGCAGCCAGCCUACUUGACCGUAUGCUUGCGCCGCAUCUUGAGAGCAGUCGACCGUUGACUAAGGUCGCGUUGACUCCCAUUAUUGAAAACGCUUGUGGAUUCCUGGCUGCCGGAUCCGGGACCACGACUGACACUACCAGCUACGUCUACAUGAUGCUCAUUAUCUACGAGACUCUUCGUUUGUUCCCAAUCGCCUUCGUUAUUCGAGAGCCUCCUCCUGGCGUCGACUUCUUCGAGUUCGAUGGCAAGAAGUAUCCCAUCAAGGGCCAAGUUCUUGGCGUCUGCGCCCACACAAUGCACCUGGAUGCUAAAAUCUUCCCCGAGCCUAAGAAGUUCAACCCGGACCGCUUCAUGGAGUCCACGCCCUCCUACUCCCGCAACGCCUUCCGCCCGUUCGAGCGGGGCCUACGCUCCUGUAUGGGCCAAACACUCGCCGUGGACGAAAUGACGAUUUUGCUUUUGAUGACCGCGCGCUGGUUCCAUUUUGAGCUGAGGGAUCACAGGCCGACUAAGGAGCCGAAGCUGCCGCAGUCCGACAUGGAUACUGUGAUCGGUGUGCACGCGUAUCAGUCCUUCUUCAUUACGGCGGGACCUCCGGAGCCUAUUAAGAUGAAAAUUAAAUCCUUACCGAUGCGUUUAUACUUGCUCCUUGCUUCCGCCACUUGCCUCCUCUCCUCGGCCCGUGCCCGUCCCCAGGAGCUGCCGACAUCUUCCUCCCAAUCACUAAUACCUCUCCACACUGUCGCUUACACGACUGCCCUAGCGGCGAAGCCGACGAUCGAUGUGCUAUGCGCCAAAGGCGAAGAAUGGAUCGAUACGGUCGUGGUCGGCGUCGUAAUGCCUCGUGAAGAACCACGAUGGCCCGAGAGCGGCGUCACGGUUGCCGGCGCUGCUGUUUCCAAAAUACCCGUCAAGUGUGGCACGAAAACCAUGACUUGGACAACAUCAGAGGACCUCACAUGGACACUUUCGGGGAAUAGUCGGGCAGCAUUGAGCAACGGCACAACCACAACAAAUCAAGGCUCGUCUCCCGCGACAGGGCUGACCGUGACGUCCGAAUAUACCUCGAUCGGAUCGGAGACCAGGACAGAUUACCCAGCCACCAUCGUCCGGACCGGCUACACGCACAUCGACUUUUCUCACAGCGCGCAGAAUUUGCAAUCGGAUACAUCUUUCGUGGCAACCAGCACAGGAUCCUAUCUUAGGACGACCACGAUGGUUCAAGUCACGGCUACGCCUACUGGAACGGCAGACUAA